Molecule: messenger RNA, 821 nt
Organism: Danio rerio (zebrafish)
Lineage: Eukaryota; Metazoa; Chordata; Actinopteri; Cypriniformes; Danionidae
Source: RefSeq, a predicted model, not a curated record
CAGACUGAAUCAAGAUGCUGGUGAUCAUUGAAGCUCUUCUCCUCAUCUUAGCAGCUCUAGAACAGGAUCACACAGCCACUGCUGUAGAUCUGAUAUUUCCAUUGGAUAUGGCACCAAAUUCUGUUGAUGACCAAUAUAAAGGCUGUAGAGACAAAAUGGCAAAUCUGGUAAAAACCAAAUACCUGGAGAAGGAAAUGAGCAACUUGAAAGAAUUUAGAACAGCUUGGGAAAAAGGGGAAAAAUUAGCCAAGAACCAAGCUGAUAGCUUGACGAGAAAUAAUGUAAUCGCCAUUUAUGUCUACACUGAUGAUGGUGUAUAUCGUCAUUUCAAUUCUGACACUCGCUGUGAUAAAAUCAAGUACAGACAAAGGGAAUACAAGUGGUAUUCACUUCACUUUCUGUUGACUGAAGCGAUUCAGGUUUUGAAGAAAACGCAAAAGAAAUGCUUUUCAACUUUUCGCGGAACUGAAAUUGAAUUUAACAAAAAUGUGUUGAACACAAAAGUUCGUUUUGGUUCGUUUGUGUCAUCGUCUCUCGAUCGUAAAAAAGCAUCAUAUUUCGGAAAAGUAUCAUGCUUUGAAAUCAGAACUUGUAAAGGUGCAGAGGUCACAGAAUAUUCAAAGCUUCGGCAUGAGAAAGAGGUGUUGAUUCCUCCAUAUGAGGUUUUUAAAGUCACUGCUGUCAGGAUCAGAGAAGAUCAGAAGGAUCUCUGGUGUAACACUGUGUUCACUUUAAAACCCUCUGGGAAAAAAAGUGAGCUGGACUGUGCUCUGUUCAAGAAAUCAAACAAGACUGUAGCUAAAUACAAUGUCAUACACUGA